Sapajus apella (tufted capuchin) is the source of this 3021-nucleotide messenger RNA. RefSeq names its product sialic acid binding Ig like lectin 11 (gene SIGLEC11). The transcript has 11 exons. Lineage: Eukaryota; Metazoa; Chordata; Mammalia; Primates; Cebidae. Gene Ontology annotation, molecular function: sialic acid binding. Bases 653 to 2914 code for a protein of 753 amino acids. The record is from RefSeq and is a predicted model, not a curated record. Gene Ontology annotation, biological process: cell adhesion. Gene Ontology annotation, cellular component: plasma membrane.
AAAUAAAUAAAAAUCAACAAAAGAAAAAGGUUCAUAGGGCAGGAUCCAGAAGAGACCAUGUAUGGGGUUCCAGGUGACCUUUCCCAGUGAAGUCGUACAGAAAAUGCUUAAUGCCUGCAGCAAGGAUGAGUGACAGCAUACACCAAGUAUUGCCACCCAGACAAGCUUGCCAGAGCCUUGCUGUUCGGAGUUUUUACUGGGGGCUGGUCACAUGGAUGUGACCGAUUGCCUGUAUGGCUGACCUAGUUUUUACCCUCUGUGGAGGUACAGCAAUAAUACAUGGUACAAAGCCCCCACCAUAAAUCAGCAUCCUCACAGACUCUUCCAGUGUCCCAUGGCCCCCUGGAGAAUGAAUGAAUGAAUGGGACUCUGCAUUCAUCACCUCACCUGCAGCCAUAACUCACCUGUGUCCCCUGACAGUCCCCUGCUAGCAUUGCCCACCCCCAAGGCUGCCCAGGGUGGCUCCUUCCUGGUUUGGGGCAGGUCCUUAUGCCCUCUGCCCUGCUGCUUUCCCUGAGAAAGGAGAAGUUGGGAGGGGAUCUUUCAGGGCCUUGCGGUUCCCCAGGCUCCUCCUCUGCCAGUGGUCACUGCCCCUCCACCAGGCUUCCUUCCAGAGGAGUUUCCUUCCCAGCCAGGCCAGCCCAGGAGCCAGAUGGUCUCAGGACAGGCCCAGCCCCAGAGUCCAGAGAUGCUGCUGCUGUCCCUGCUGCUGCCCAUGCUGGGGGAGGGGUUCCUGAACCAGGGCUCCAGUUACAGUCUUCAAGUGCAGAGGCUGGUGACGGUGCAGGAGGGCCUGUGUGUCUUCAUGCCUUGCAACCUCUCCUACCCCCGGGAUGGCUGGAAUGAGUCUACUGCCGCUCAUGGCUACUGGUUCAAAGUAAUGACCAACACAUAUACCCGUGCUCUUGUGGCCACAAACAACCCAAAUCAAGAGGUGGACAUGAGCACACGGGACCGAUUCCAGCUCAUGGGGGACCCCGGCAAGGGGAGCUGCUCCCUGGUGGUCAGAGACGCGCAGAUGCAGGACACGGGAGUGUACUACUUUCGGGUGGAGAGGGGAAGCUAUGUGAAAUUCAACUUUAACGGGUUCCAUCUAAAAGUAACAGCCCUGACUCAGAAGCCUGAUGUCUACAUCCCCGAGACCCUGGAGCCUGGGCAGCCAGUGACAGUCAUCUGUGUGUUUAACUGGGCUUUCAAGAAGUGUCCAGCCCCUUCUUUCUCCUGGACGGGGGCUGCCCUCUCUUCUAAAAGAACCAGACCAAGCAGCCCCCACUUCUCAGUGCUCAGCUUCACGCCCAGACCCCAGGACCACGACACCAACCUCACCUGCCACGUGGACUUCUCUAGAACGGGUGUGAGCACACAGAGUACCGUCCGACUCUGCGUGGCCUACGCCCCCAGAGACGUUGUUAUCAGCAUUUCCCGUGACAACACGCCAGCUCUGAAGCUCCAGGAAAAUCUCACACAUCUGGAAGCCCAGAAAGGCCAGUUCCUGAGGCUCCUCUGUGCUGCCGACAGCCAGCCCCCCGCCACGCUGAGCUGGGUGCUGCAGGACAGAGUCCUCUCCUGGUCCCACCCCUGGGGCCCCAGAACCCUGGGGCUGGAGCUUCCCCGGGUGAAGGCCGGGGAUUCAGGCCACUACACCUGCCGAGCGGAGAACAGGCUUGGCUCCCAGCAGCGAGCCCUGGACCUCUCUGUGCAGUAUCCUCCAGAGAACCUGAGAGUGAUGGUUUCCCAAGCAAACAGGACAGUCCUGGAAAACCUUGGGAACGGCACAUCCCUCCCGGUCCUGGAGGGCCAAAGCCUGCGCCUGGCCUGUGUCACCCACAGCAGUCCCCCAGCCAGGCUGAGCUGGACCCGGGGGGGACAGACCCUGAGCCCCUCCCCACCCUCAGACCCCGCGGUCCUGGAGCUGCCUCAGGUUCAAAUGGAGCACGAAGGAGAGUUCACCUGCCACGCUCAGCACCCACUGGGCUCCCAGCAUGUCUCUCUCAGCCUCUCCGUGCACUACUCCCCACAGCUACUGGGCCCCUCCUGCUCCUGGGAGGCUGAGAGUCUGCACUGCAGCUGCUCCUCCCAGGCCAGCCCGGCCCCCUCUCUGCGCUGGUGGCUUGGAGAGGAGCUGCUGGAGGGGAACAGCAGCCGGGACUCCUUCGAGGUCACCCCCAGCUCAGCCGGGCCCUGGGCCAACAGCUCCCUGAGCCUCCGAGGGGUACUCAGCUCCCACCUCAGGCUCAGCUGUGAGGCCUGGAAUGUCCACGGGGCCCAGAGCAGCUCUGUCCUCAAGCUGCCACAAGGGAAUCAGGAGUGGAGGGGAGGACUUGGUCUGGGGGCCGCUCUGGGAGCUGGCAUUGCUGUCCUGCUCUCUCUCUCUUUCUGCCUCGUCGUCUUCAGGGUGAAGACCUGCAGGAAGGAAGCCACCCAGAUGGCAGCCGCUGAGCAGGACACGCCCUCUGCCGUGGGGCCCAUCUCCCGGUUGAGAGCCCAGCCUCUGUCCUCUGGGGCCUUGGCCUUUCCCCUCUCCUGGACGGCCAUGGCCAUGCCUCUUGGGUCACCAGCACAAAUGCCCAGCAGGCAGCUCCCAAGACUGCCCGCCCCCAGGUGCAGCCACCCCCAACCCCGGGGAGGAGCAGGAGCUCCACUACGCCUCCCUCAGCUUCCAAGGGCUGAGGCCUCGGGAGCCUGCGCACCAGGAGGCCCCCAGCACCACCGAGUACUCAGAAAUCAAGAUCCACAAGGGACAGCCCCCGAAGGGCCCGGGCUCUGGGCUUUUGUUGGAAAAGAAGACGUCAGGGAUGCUUCCAAAGUGAAGAGUUCUCCAUGGAAACAGGACACCAGCAAGUGUGUGGGUGUCGCACUGGUAUCGGCCAGAACCGGACUCAGAUUUCAGCCCCAUCCCCCACGAAGAGCUUGAGUUUGAAGAUGACACUUUCUGAGGCAGGGUCUCCCUCUGACUCCCAGGCUGGAGUCUAGUAGUGCAAUCUGGGCUCACUGCAGCCUGGACCUGCCGGGUCAGACUGA